GUCACUAGUGUCAAAUUGAACCUGGAGGACUUCACCGUUGAGUGUUGAGCGCUAAGUUUGUCCUACUGAACAUUUUCACGUUUUCCGCGUUGUGUAACCUGUUCUCAUGCGCCUAUAGUGAUAAUAAACGCUGGUUAGUAAUGCGACGGGCUUGAUUAGCCCGGAUAUUCGCGUAAAAGUCCGCAGCGAGUGCAAGAACGCGUACUUAAUGGCGCCGGAAGCGGGCAAAGACGCCUCACGGGGCCCCUGCCAGCUCUGCUUCCGCGCCAUCAAAUGGGUGCCGGUGCUCUUCAUCAUGUGCAUUGUCAUCUGGAGCUAUUACGCAUACGUCAUCCAAUUAUGCAUAUACACAGUGGACUCCGCCACAGAAAAGAUUAUCUAUCUUGUGGUGUAUCACUGCUUCUUUGUGAUGUUUCUAUGGGCGUAUAUACAGACGAUUUUUACACAAAUCGGACGAGUACCAUUAUCGUAUAAGUUACCUGAGGGAGAAUUGGAAAGACUGACGCACUGCGACAACGAAGAGAUGCAGAAUAAUAUUUUAGAGCGCUUCAGCAAGGACCUGCCGAACGUCAACUGCACAAUCGGCGGUGCGGCACGCUACUGCGAGAAAUGUCGCCAUGUGAAGCCGGAUCGCGCACAUCAUUGCUCCGUGUGCGGCGAGUGUGUGCUAAAGAUGGAUCACCAUUGCCCGUGGGUGAACAACUGUGUCUGCUACACAAAUUACAAGUUCUUCAUCUUAUUCCUGGGCUACGCGCUCUUGUACUGCAUUUAUGUGUCCAUGACGACGCUGCAGUACUUCAUCGCUUUCUGGAAGGGCCAUCGUCACAAUACGGAUGCAUUGGGCAAUUUGGACGGAAUGGGCCGGUUUCACAUUCUGUUCUUGUUCUUCGUGGCGGUGAUGUUUGCCAUCAGCCUGGCGUCCUUGUUCUUUUAUCAUAUUUACUUAGUUUCGGUAAAUCGAACAACUUUAGAGGCCUUUCGUGCGCCGAUAUUUUUCACUGGUCCUGAUAAAAAUGGAUUCAACUUGGGUCGGAAAAAGAAUUUCAUCGAGGUGUUUGGUGAGAAACCAAGAUUAUGGCUGCUGCCGGUGUUUACGACCGCCGGCAACGGGCUCUACUAUCCAACGCGCGCGUGUCCCACGCCCGUGGGAGGAGGCGGAGGCGGUGGCCAGACGGCCACUGUCGGCGUCGGCGCUUACCACACAAUGGAGCACAUGCCAACCAGCUUGGGCGAUGGUUUGUCGUACGAAAAGCGCGUGCGCGAUGAGGACAUGGAGGGAUUGCUAAACGAAGUGCGUUUUGAGGACGAAUAGAAGAGAAAUUCCAAAGAAAAGAAUGAGUAUGACAUUCCAGCGAAUAAUUCGUUAUUUGGUUUGUUUUUAUUGUGUUGUGAUUCUUCAAAUUUAGCAGAUAACUUCAAUUAGAUGCUACAGUGAAGAAAUUAGAGUUUAAGUUAUACGCGAAGUGUUUAUAACGUUUUGUUACUUGAUAUUAUGUAAUAAGAAAUGAGAAUUAUUGUAAAAUAGGUGAAAAUAAAUAAAGUUUUAGUGAAA
This is a messenger RNA of Dalotia coriaria, 1552 nucleotides long. RefSeq names its product palmitoyltransferase ZDHHC20-A. The record is from RefSeq and is a predicted model, not a curated record. Lineage: Eukaryota; Metazoa; Arthropoda; Insecta; Coleoptera; Staphylinidae. The coding region runs from base 209 to 1312 and encodes 367 amino acids. Gene Ontology annotation, molecular function: protein binding; palmitoyltransferase activity. The transcript has 8 exons.